AUGGCUAUGGUCUCUGCCAUGUCCUGGGUCCUCUACUUGUGGAUAAGCACGUGCGCUAUGCUGCUUUGCCAUGGAUCUCUUCAGCAUACAUUCCAGCAACACCACCUGCACAGGCCAGAAGGAGGGACCUGUGAAGUGAUUGCAGCGCAUAGAUGUUGUAACAAGAAUCGCAUAGAGGAGCGAUCGCAAACAGUGAAGUGUUCCUGUCUCCCUGGGAAAGUGGCAGGGACAACAAGAAACAGACCUUCCUGUGUUGAUGCCUCCAUAGUGAUUGGGAAGUGGUGGUGUGAGAUGGAGCCUUGCCUAGAGGGAGAAGAAUGUAAGACACUCCCUGACAAUUCUGGAUGGAUGUGCGCAACAGGCAACAAAAUUAAGACUACAAGAAUUCACCCAAGAACCUAA
This is a messenger RNA of Perognathus longimembris pacificus (Pacific pocket mouse), 402 nucleotides long. It is a transcript of the gene Tafa1, whose product is annotated as TAFA chemokine like family member 1. NCBI's taxonomy places the organism in Eukaryota, Metazoa, Chordata, Mammalia, Rodentia, Heteromyidae. Gene Ontology annotation, biological process: regulation of neuroblast proliferation; neuroblast differentiation. The transcript is spliced from 4 exons. Bases 1 to 402 code for a protein of 133 amino acids. Gene Ontology annotation, molecular function: receptor ligand activity. The record is from RefSeq and is a predicted model, not a curated record.